This is a messenger RNA of Daldinia vernicosa, 1310 nucleotides long. RefSeq lists its product as uncharacterized. NCBI's taxonomy places the organism in Eukaryota, Fungi, Ascomycota, Sordariomycetes, Xylariales, Hypoxylaceae. The transcript has a single exon. The record is from RefSeq and is a predicted model, not a curated record. Bases 442 to 1239 code for a protein of 265 amino acids.
UGCCUUUCCCCAGUUGGGAACCUCAGGCAUGACCACCAUUUUCUCUAGCCCGCCCACUCACAAGGCAACCUCUUAAGCUAACCGGUGACUAGCACAUUCCUUGACACCUUCUGCCUAGUGGUAGUAUAUAUUACGCGGGUUUCCCGCGCUUUCUAUACCUCGCUUUCGUUCUACUUGUAUUUCUACUUAUAUUUCACGACUCGUCAAUUUUAUCUCUCGGGGUGGUUGGCUGGUUUCACUUUUCACCGGAUAAUUUUACCUGAGCCGGCUUGAGCCCGGCGACCUUCGUAAAGGUUACAAUAAGGCUCUUAAAUAAGGCUCUUUAUUACAGUUCGUCCGAGUUAUCAAUUAAAAUUUUAGUAAUGGUCACGCUGCGGAAUCCGCUCUCUUGCUUCUAACCCCCUUUUCCGGAUCCCGUGGGCCGUCACCAAAUUAACUACCAUGUCUUUUUUACCUACUGGCACAUCUAUGCGUGGACAGUCGGAGCCGUCUUUGCCGCCGAGUCCCAGCCGCCUUCCCCCGUCGUUGGAAGACGAUACCAACUCAACAGACGAUGACGAGCUCGACGCUCAGUGGUCUAAUGAGAAUCCUAUGAUGUAUUUCUUUACACCACCAACUCCAAAAGAAGAAGACCUCGAAUUUGAUUUCGAGUUUGACGCCGGGAUUGAGGACCCAACUAAACCUCGAGAGUUCAUCCGUACCGUCUCCCCUUCUACUCUCGAUGGGCUAAGGAAGUACAAGCCUAGAGACAAGAUAAAAACAGACUGCGCUGUCUUGGAUGACAAUGAAGACGACGAUGAUGACAACGAAGAUGAUGAUGAUGACGACGAGGAUUAUAUCCGCUUCAAUCAUCAUGGUCAUACGUCUCUACCAUUUGGAUUCGAAAGAUUCUUCGACCAGACAAGGUCUUCUUCUACCGUAACAUCUCAGGCCACAGAGUCACUAUCACCCACUGCAUUUCACAUCGGUUCACCCAAACGUACUGUAAAACGCUUCACACCCCUACGGCGUUCUCCGAGAGGAAGGUGGCCUCGCCAAUCGCUCCAACGACGACAUUCAUGGCGUGAGCCAAGUCCCGAUGUUUAUUCUAUAGAAGAGGAACCAGAGAAGGAAACGAUGAGCGAGAUGGGUUUGAGCGUCGAAGACCUGAGUGACGAUCAGGAGAAGACGCGACCAAUAGAUAUACCGGCUGCAAAGCCACGGAAGAAGGUUCGGUUCUUGUUACCGGUUACGGAUUAAUUGCAUAUAGUGUUUACACUUGGAUAUAGCAUACCUUGCAUAGGGCGGCGUUUGGUGAAUUUUCCCCUUUG